CGGUGAAUCCAUCCAACCAUCCGUGCAAAAUAUGAAAUAAAAAUUCUCAGGGCACUUUGAAUAGAAAAGCCAGGGCAAUAACAUAGGAUAUAGCGCACACACCCCAUAUCUGCUCUCUUCUAACAAGAGGAGAAAAAACUCGCAUGGUUCUUAAGCAGAGGGACAGAGACAGAGAAGGAGAAAGGAGAUAACUUUUCAAUCUGAGAAGACAGAGAGGAAGAGAGAGAAGGCGAGGGAGGAAAUGAAGAUAUCCACAAAACCCAUAUCGAGUCCUGGUCGGACUGAGAAGUUCCCGCCGCCAUUGAUGAGGUUUCUGAGGACCAAUGUGGGAAGCAAAAGCAGGGGCAGGUCACGUUCUAGCCCAAUGUUUGUUCGUAAAAAGAACGCUGCCAUUGAAACCCAAGAACCUUCUUCACCCAAAGUUACAUGCAUGGGCCAAGUCAGGGUCAGGCGCUCCUCCAAACAGGCUGCCAGCGCCAGACCCGGUCGGGCCAGCGGGGUCCGAACCCCGAGGAAACGCCGGUGCAAAUGGCUCAGAAAUGCCCUGUUCUGCCACCAUCUCGCUCGGAAGAUCAAGCCCAAGUCGUGUCGACCAGCCUGGCGCAAGUGGGUCUCGUUCUUCAAAGCGGGUUUCCGAAGAAAAACCGAAAGUCGAGAAUACUCGUCGAAGGUUGAACAAAAAAUUGGGAAUAAAAGCGAGCCUUCGGAGCAAGAGGAUGAAGAAGAGGAAGAAGAUGAAAAAGAAGUAGCUAAGGUCUUUGUGCCUAGUUCUUCUUCACCGCCAAAGAACGCUUUGUUAUUGACUCGGUGUAGAUCUGCUCCUUACAGAUCGUCAUCUUUAGCGUGGAGAUUCUGGGGUUCACCGCUGAGGACGGAAGAAACAGAACAGAGUGUAGAGCAGGAAAACACAGAGGAACAGACGGAGACUGAGAAACCCCCAGCGGAAAGAGAGUCAAUCUCUGAUGAAGAAUCCGGAAUAGGUCCUGAAAUGGAAGGAAAGUUGGAGUUUUUCAAAGAAUUUGAAGGUGCAAUUAGAGAAGGAUUCAUCAAAUCUGUUUGUGUAGAAGAACUGAAAGCAGGGGAAGCAGCAGACUGUGUACGACCUCUGAUACUCACAAGAUGUAAAUCAGAACCGGCAAGAACCGCAGAGAAGCUGUAUUCAGAAAUGAAUUUCUGGGAAAACAGAAGGACUAACUGCAGCAGUUCACAGGGAUUUUCUUCUUUGUAAGUCCUGGAGAGAAUGUACAACAAUCAACUUAAACUGAUGAAUCGUACAACAAUCAACUUAAACUGAAGCCAUUGGAUUCAUCAUAUGCACAUGCAUACCUUGUUCUAGGAUUUAAGCUUUGGGGGUAGUUCCAUCAUAAUUAAAAGUGGGACUCGCAGAGGGCACAGUCCUGGCCCUUGGAGGAAGUUUCGGGCACAUGCUAUCUGUACAUAUACGGAUUUUGGAAUACUUUUUUUUUUUUUUUUUUUUUGUUGAAAUAGGAUUUUGGAAUCCUAUGGCUACUGAGUGUGGAGUCAAAACUUACAGUGGAUUUUCAACUGCUUGAUAGAGUGAAGGACAUGGAUUUAACAAGAGUUCCGGGAGUAACACCACUCUCUGUGGAAUUCACUAGACUUAUAGAAACCUCAAAAUACUUGAUACUUUUAU
This is a messenger RNA of Carya illinoinensis, 1654 nucleotides long. RefSeq lists its product as uncharacterized. Bases 242 to 1228 code for a protein of 328 amino acids. The transcript has 2 exons. The record is from RefSeq and is a predicted model, not a curated record. NCBI's taxonomy places the organism in Eukaryota, Viridiplantae, Streptophyta, Magnoliopsida, Fagales, Juglandaceae.